AUGGAAUUGGCGCUCAGUGACCUGCAGAGGGCAGUCCCCGAGGCAGGGCCCGCCUGGAUGGAGGGCUGUACCACCGAGGGUGCGGGGAGGAGAGACAGAUGGCGAAGAAGUCCCCGCCCCGGGCCUGCUCUCCGGGACACUAGCCCCUCUCGCCAUCUCCCUCCUCCCAGGACCCGGCGGCUCGGAGCGCCUGGGGUCGUGCUCGCGCUUGCCCGCUGCCGGGCCGGAUGCCAGGGCUGGCAGGGCUCCGCGCAGGCGGGCGGGGCGUGCAGGAAGCGCCGCGCGCGCCGGGGCCUCUGGGAACAAGCGGGAGACUCUGGCGGCGACCGGCUCCCGGGCCCGGGCAGCGGCGAUGAACGGAUCCCCUUCCUGAUCCACUGGAGUUGGCCCCUUAAAGGGGAGCGCCCCCUUGGGCCCCCGAGGGCCUUUAUACGCCAUCACGGAAGCUCAGCGGGCAGUGGUCCCCCAUCAGGGAGGCACGGACAGUUGUUCCAGGGCAUCGCUGCAGCUGAAGCUAUCCAGCGGCACCGCCAGAACCUGGCCGAGUGGUUCAGCCGGCUGCCCAGGGAAGAGCGCCAGUUCGGCCCAACCUUUGCACUAGACACGGUCCACGUAGACCCUGUGAUCCGCGAGAGCACCCCUGAUGAGCUGCUUCGCCCACUGGCUGAGCUGGCCCUGGAGCAUCAGCCACCCUCUGCUGGGCUCCCCCCACUGGCCCUGUCUCAACUCUUUGACCCAGAUGCCUGUGGGCACCGCGUGCAGACGGUGGUGCUCUACGGGACAGUGGGCACAGGCAAGAGCACGCUGGUGCGCAAGAUGGUCCUGGACUGGUGUUACGGGCGGCUGCCAGCCUUCAAGCUGCUGAUCCCCUUCUCCUGCGAGGACCUGUCAUCCCUGGGCCCUGCGCCGGCCUCCUUGUGCCAACUUGUGGCCCAGCGCUACACACCCCUGAAGGAGAUUCUGCCUCUGAUGGCCGCUGCUGGUUCCUGCCUGCUCUUUGUGCUCCACGGCUUGGAGCACCUCAACCUUGAUUUCCGGUUGGCAGGCACAGGGCUUUGCAGUGACCCGGAGGAGUCAGAGGCUCCAGCUGCCAUCAUCGUCAACCUGCUACGCAAAUACAUGUUGCCCGAGGCCAGCAUUCUGGUGACCACCCGGCCCUCUGCCAUUGGCCGCAUCCCCAGCAAGUAUGUGGACCGCUAUGGCGAGAUCUGUGGCUUCUCCGAUACCAACCUACAGAAGCUCUACUUCCAGCUCCGCUUCAAACAGCCAGACUGCGGGCACGGAGCUGGGGGGUUCUCAGCCACGCCGGCUCAGCGUGACCACCUGGUGCAGAUGCUCUCCCGGAACCUGGAGGGGCACCACCAGAUCGCCACUGCCUGCUUCCUGCCCUCCUAUUGCUGGCUUGUCUGUGCCACCCUGCACUUCCUGCACGCUCCCACACCAGCUGGCCAGACCCUCACGAGCAUCUACACCAGCUUCCUGCAUCUAAACUUCAGUGGGGAGAUGCUGGACAGCACUGACCCCUCCAAGUUGUCCCUGAUGGCCUAUGCAGCCCGAACCAUGGGCAAGUUGGCCUACGAGGGGGUGUCCUCCCGCAAGACGUACUUCUCUGAAGAGGAUGUCCGUGGCUGCCUGGAAGCUGGCAUCCAGACGGAAGAGGAGUUUCAGCUGCUGCAUGUGUUCCGCCGGGAUGCCCUGAGGUUUUUUCUGGCCCCGAGCGUUGAGCCAGGGCACCUGGGUACCUUCGUGUUCACUGUGCCCGCCAUGCAGGAAUACCUGGCUGCCCUCUACAUUGUGCUGGGUUUGCGGAAGACGACUCUGCAGCGAGUGGGCAAGGAAGUGGCCGAGCUCGUGAGCCGUGUCGGGGAGGAUGUCAGCCUGGUCCUGGGCAUCAUGGCCAAGCUGCUGCCCCUGCGGGCCCUGCCCCUGCUAUUCAACCUGCUCAAGGUGGUUCCACGUGUGUUCGGGCGUGUGGUAGGUAAGAGCCGUGAGACAGUGGCCCAGGCCAUGGUGCUGGAGAUGUUCCGAGAGGAGGACUACUACAAUGACGACGUCCUGGACCAGAUGGGUGCCAGUAUCCUGGGUGUGGAGGGCCCCCGGUGCCGCUCGGACGAGCCCACAGAGGAUGAGGUCUUUGAGCUUUUCCCCAUGUUCAUGGGCGGGCUUCUCUCUGCCCAUAACCGGGUAGUGCUGGCUCAGCUUGGCUGCCCCAUCAAGACCCUGGAUGCCCUGGAGAAUGCCCAGGCCAUCAAGAAGAAGCUGGGCAAGCUGGGCCGGCAGGUGCUGCCCCCCUCGGAGCUCCUUGACCACCUCUUCUUCCACUAUGAGUUCCAGAAUCAGCGCUUCUCCGCCGAGGUGCUCAGCUCCCUGCGCCAGCUCAACCUGGCGGGCGUGCGCAUGACACCCCUCAAGUGCAUGGUGGUGGCAGCUGUACUGGGCAGUGGAAGGCAUGCCCUGGACGAGGUGAACUUCGCCUCCUGCCAACUGGAUCCUGCCGGGCUGCGCACGCUCAGGCCUGUCUUCCUGCGUGCCCGGAAGCUGGGCUUGCAACUCAACAGCCUGGGCCCCGAGGCCUGCAGGGACCUCCGAGACUUGCUGCUGCAUGACCAGUGCCAAGUUACCACCCUGCGGCUGUCCAACAACCCACUGACGGCGGCGGGUGUGGCCCUGCUGGUGGAGGGGCUGGCGGGAAACACCUCGCUGAAACACCUGUCUCUGCUGCACACGGGCCUUGGGGAUGAGGGCCUGGAGCUGCUGGCUGCCCAGCUAGACCGUAACCAGCAGCUACAGGAGCUGAAUGUGGCCUACAACGGCGCUGGCGACACAGCGGCCCUGGCCUUAGCCAAGGCUGCCCGGGAGCACCCUUCCCUGGAGCUGCUGCACCUCUACUUCAACGAGCUGAGCUCAGAGUGCCGCCAGGCCCUGCGGGACCUGGGGAGCACCACUGAGGGUGGUGCCCGGGUCGUGGUGUCGCUGACAGAGGGGACAGCGGUGUCCGAGUACUGGUCAGUGAUCCUGGGUGAAGUCCAGCAGAACCUCAACAGCUGGGAUCGGGGCCGGGUCCGGCGCCACCUGGAGCUUCUGCUGCGGGAUCUGGAAGAUAACCGAGGAGCCACCCUUAAUCCUUGGCGCAAAGCCCAGCUGCUUCGAGUGGAGGGCGAGGUCAGGGCCCUCCUGGAGCAGCUGGGAGGCCCUGGAAGCUGAGACACUGGCAGCAGUGUGUGUCCCCUGGCCCCAAGCCGCUUCUGUCUGUGGCCUCCUAGCUUGCACUACCGCUUCCAGAAAGAUCCCUUCAGGGCUGGAGGCAAAGGAAUGGGCACAGCUGUGCCAGUUGCUCUCCUGGGGCAUGUCCAACCAGUGCUUCCAAGUCUGGGGUUUUCAGGGUCGUGGAACACGCUUCCCCUCCC
This is a messenger RNA of Globicephala melas (long-finned pilot whale), 3407 nucleotides long. RefSeq names its product NLR family member X1 (gene NLRX1). NCBI's taxonomy places the organism in Eukaryota, Metazoa, Chordata, Mammalia, Artiodactyla, Delphinidae. Gene Ontology annotation, cellular component: mitochondrion. The record is from RefSeq and is a predicted model, not a curated record. Gene Ontology annotation, molecular function: protein binding. Gene Ontology annotation, biological process: negative regulation of canonical NF-kappaB signal transduction.